Molecule: messenger RNA, 2147 nt
Organism: Pieris brassicae (large cabbage white)
Lineage: Eukaryota; Metazoa; Arthropoda; Insecta; Lepidoptera; Pieridae
Gene: Hexim
Product: protein HEXIM1
Exons: 1
Coding region: 200-1207 (335 amino acids)
Biological process (GO): negative regulation of cyclin-dependent protein serine/threonine kinase activity; negative regulation of transcription by RNA polymerase II
Cellular component (GO): nucleoplasm; cytoplasm; nucleus
Molecular function (GO): cyclin-dependent protein serine/threonine kinase inhibitor activity; 7SK snRNA binding
Source: RefSeq, a predicted model, not a curated record
AUAAAAAAAAUUGUUAUCGAAUGUCGACUGGCGAACAUGGCGUAUCGUCGUAUAGGAAUGUAUUGUGCUUGUCUCGAUAUUUCUUGGAGAAUUAAUAUUUCGUUCUGAAGUCGAUAGUAAAUUUUCGUCGAGUCUUAUUGUGAGUGAUUUGUUAUUGUUUAUAUUAAAACGGCGCAUCAUUUUCGAUAAAAAUACAUAAAUGGAAGUAAAUAGCUUUGCCGAAUUAAAAGAUGGCGAUUCAACACGGUCUCUCGUGUUAAUAGAAGCGCCAUCUAUUGUAGCAAUUACGAAACCGAAGUCGGAUGGAAAUAUAAAAAAAAAGCGUCGUCGCGGCAAAACAAAGCGAAAAAUUAUUAAACCGUAUCUGAAGAUCUCUUGGCAAGAAAGAAGAAAGAAUGAAGUGAGGAACAACACAAAAAGAAACAACCGAUUUCGUAAAAUCGUUUUAGCUAAAACUCAAGCGCCAUUUAACAACAAUCAAUUUUUGAUGGAAAUUCAUAAACCUGAACCAGAAAAUAAUAUCUUUAGGACACCUUCAGCCCGAACGCGUGAUUCAAGUUUCAGUAUUGAUUCUGAAGAUAAUAAUUAUUUUUUUCCUUUACCCGAGGAUGAAGAAGAAUAUUUGACGAAAGAGUUUUCUAGUGUUUAUGAAGACGCACAAUGUGAACGUUUGUCUAACAUGUCUAAGAAUGAACUAAUUGAAGAAUAUCUUCUUUUGGAAGCAAAGUAUGACACUCUUGUUAAAAGAGCGGAACGUUAUAAACCAAAAGACUAUGAAGAAGGCAAAAAUGUAGCUGUUGCUGACAAAGAUUUAAAAUCUGAUUCUGUAAAUUCAAUAAAUGAAAGAGAUCAUUCUAAUACAGAUAAUAUUAAUGUAGCAGAAAAACAGGCUUUAUCAGAUAUUUUGCAACAGCUUAAAGAUCAGGAAGAGCAAAUUAGGGAACUCCAACUAGCAAAUGAGAACUUGAAAGUCCAAAAUGAACAUUUACAACAACACAAUCAAACCAUGAGUGAAGAUUCUGAAAGUGAUAGUUCUUCCAGCUCGGACAGUUGCAGUACUUCAAGCAGUAACUCAAGUCCUCUUCAUGAACCAGAUGUGGUUACCAAUGAUGAUAACCUACCAAUCCAAGUGAAUGGAAUCGAAGAUUCUAACAUUGUGGAGAAUGGACACCACCAUGUAAAUGGUUUUCAUUCACCAACAGAAUAAAUAUAAGUUUAAUUCCAUUACAAACAUUAUUGUAUAUACUGCAAUAAAAACAGUGUAAGUAAAGAUUUUUUUAUAUCCUGAUUAAGUGCUAUUAAUUUCUUGAGCUCCAAUACCAAUUUUGUUUGGCAUAUUUUAUACUGUGCAAGUCAAAAUUAGUAUUGUGUUGUUUGUGGUACAUGCUAAUUUUACCAUAUUUGACUCAACUCAUAAAACAAAAAUUAUUGCUGACUUAUAGCUUGAAUAAGAAACCAGUGAAAUCCUGCAAAUAAUUCAGCCAGAGUUGUAUGUGUGCAAAGUUGGUUUACAAGAACUAAACAUGUGAACUUCCUAACAACACAAAAUCUGGCCAAGAUAUCUGCCAAGACUAAGCAUAUAAAAACCACAACAAACAAGCUAUUGAUAAUUUUGGAUAACAAUUAUAAUAGAAAUAUAAUUAUCACUUUAUAAUAAUAAAAAUAAGUAACAAAAUCAAACACUUGCUUUAGAUGUUUCAUGUUUUUUAAGAAUAUAUUUUGUAUACUAAAGGACAGAUAUUACAAAUAUUUAUAUUAAAAUAUAAAUUUUAGUCAUGAAAGAACAAGCAGGCAAUUAAUUACCGUUAUAGCUUUAUUAUUAUUUCGUUGAACGUAAUAUAGAGCUGGGUGCUCAAGAGUUUAAUGGCAUAAUUAUAUUGAAGUCUAACAAAAUUUUGCUUACCACUUGCAUAUUUUUCAAAACUAGAUGAAACAGUUUAAAAUAUUGGUAGGUAUAAUAAUCAUAAAAAUAUAAUUGUGAGAUCUCACUAGAUUAAGAAAAAAUCUGUGAUAUCAAUUUGGACGUCUAAUAAUAUUCAUUCAUACAUUCAUGACUUGCUUGCUAUAUGGAUAUUGUGUUUUAAUUUCAAUGAAGGUGUGAUUUUGCAUACCUCAAAUGUACCUAAAACUUGGCGAUGUUUAACUAA